Molecule: messenger RNA, 2416 nt
Organism: Saccostrea echinata
Lineage: Eukaryota; Metazoa; Mollusca; Bivalvia; Ostreida; Ostreidae
Product: eukaryotic translation initiation factor 5-like
Exons: 12
Coding region: 362-1720 (452 amino acids)
Biological process (GO): formation of cytoplasmic translation initiation complex; translational initiation; formation of translation preinitiation complex
Cellular component (GO): cytosol
Molecular function (GO): eukaryotic initiation factor eIF2 binding; GDP-dissociation inhibitor activity; translation initiation factor activity
Source: RefSeq, a predicted model, not a curated record
UCACCUUCGCAUAUGCGCAACAUUAUCUUGCCGGACCUCGACGGAGGAGAUCCAGCGUGUUACUUGAAGACAGUUUCAGGGCGUUUGAAGGAAACAUAUUGGGAUUGAAAUCCCUUGGCGAACGCCAGAUAUCUUUUCACCUUUCUUUAUUCGUUGUGAUCGGUUUUAUGACGGUUUUGAGAAGAGACGGGCCAUUGCCGUGGCAGCCAGGAAGUAUAGAAACUAUAAAUUUUCAGAAGACUAUUAAACCUAUACAGGGGUUUAUGAAUUUCCCACAGUACUGUUACUCAUUUCAAACCGGGAGUGGACUUCACCGAAAACACAAAACAAGCAGUAGGAAUUUUACAGGGAACCGGUCAAAAUGGCCACAAUUAACAUCAACAGCGAGGUCACUGACCAGUUCUACCGCUAUAAGAUGCCUAGGCUCAUAGCCAAGGUUGAGGGUAAAGGGAAUGGGAUUAAAACUGUAAUUGUGAAUAUGCCUGAAAUUGCAAAGGCAUUAUCAAGGCCACCAACAUAUCCAACGAAGUAUUUUGGAUGUGAAUUAGGAGCACAAACCAUGUUUGACUUUAAAAAUGAACGCUUUAUUGUCAAUGGUUCUCAUGAUCCCAGCAAGCUUCAGUCGCUUUUAGAUGGUUUCAUCAAGCGUUUUGUACUGUGUCCUGAGUGUUCCAACCCAGAAACACAACUGACUGCAUUUCCAAAGAAACAAACUAUCUCUCAACGCUGCAUUGCUUGCGGCUAUACUGGGAUGGUUGACAUGCGGCACAAACUGACCACUUUCAUCCUGAAAAAUCCCCCAGAUCAGGAUCCGGCUGCUACACCUACCAAGCAGACCAAGAAGGACAAGAAGAAUAAAAAGGCAGUGAAUGGAGAGAAAAAGGAUGAUAGAGCCAGUCCUGAGGCUAAUGCCCAGGAACAGAUGGCUCAGCAGAGAGCCAGUGGGGGUGUGGUUGAUGCUCCCCCAGUUGUGGAGACCAAUAAGGAUGAGAAUGAUGAUGACUGGGGUGAAGAUUUUAGUGAAGAGGCUGUGAGGGAAAGGAUGCAAGAACUCAGUGUAGCCGCAAAACAGAUGGCCUUCACUGAUGACUUGGAGAAAACGCAAGAAGAACGACUCAACAUGUUCUACAAGUUUGUUGAGUUGAAGCGUGAGACGUUUUCAACAGGAGGAGACAAGGAAGUUGUCGCAGAGGCUGAGCGAUUAGAGAUCAAGGACAAGGCACCUCUGAUAUUGGUGGAGGUCCUAUUGAAUGUAAAAAUCCUUCAACAGCUGAAGCAGUAUCGCAAUCUCUUCUUAAGAUUUUGCCAUGAAAAUCAUAAAGCACAGAAAUAUAUGUUGGGAGGUAUUGAACAGCUUGUAGGAAAUGUGCACAAGGAGGAAUUGCUACCUAAAGUUCCUCACAUCCUCAAAGCUUUGUACGAUCUUGAUAUUAUUGAUGAGGAAGUCUUGUUGGAUUGGGGCAAGAAGGUGUCAAAGAAGUACGUUGACAAGAAAAUUUCAGCAGAGAUUCAUGAAAAGGCGACUCCUUUCAUCAACUGGUUGAAGGAAGCAGAAGAGGAUGAUUCUGAGGAGGAGGAGGAGGAGGAAGAAGAAGACCAUGUGGAGGUGGUUUAUUCCAACUUUGAGAAAGUGGGUCAACAGGAAGUCCCCAAGCCAGCGACCAAGGAAGCACCUUCCGAGGAAGAUGAUGAUGAUGAUUUAGAUAUCGAUGAUAUCUGAGGAUGUUUUAUAUGAAAGAUACACAUUAGAUGUUUAAUGUACUCUGCUAUCUUUUAGGACUCUCUUCAUUCCAUGAAAUAACUUGAGCUUUGUGUGAUAGCUGAUAUAUCAGCAAGUGCUGUAGAUUCAUAUAACUCUUCACAAAGUAUUUUGUAUUUACUUUUUUUUAGUACUCACAGAAAAAAGAAUCUGACAAAAGAACUGAUGAGUAACUUUUAUGAAUUGUCUUGCUUUCACUAUAUAAACACAGACAAUAUUAUGUCAAUGUUGAAACACCAUUGCUUUCUUUUGAAUGUGUACAUUUGACAAUGCAAAAUACGUUGCAUUGUUUGAAAUAUAUGUAUUGGUUUUGAUUCAUUUUAUGCUAUUGAUUCAUGAUUUUAAAGAUUGACAGAAUUACUGAUUUAGAAAGAUAUUCUUCAAAAUUUUGUGUAGUUUUACCUUCGGGAAUUGCAGUGUUAAAUUCGUUUCAAGAUUUAAUUUUCUUUCAAUACAUCAUUUUCUCAUUGUACAUAUAUAUACUUAGAAUAUGUGCCUCAUACUUUCUAUAUAUAAUCGUUUUCUUGACACAGAAGAUAUAUAUUGAUGUGCUGUAUCUUUAUUCUGCACUGUUACUGUUGUAUCUCAAUUUUAAAAUGGAAAAAAAAAAUGCAUAGAAAUCUACUGAUAUCAAUAAAAUUGUAUUCUUGAUAAUAA